AAUUAGUCAUACUUUAGCGUCUAAUGGUACAAAAUUUGUGGAUGAAGUUCUCAAUGGGCGAAAUGAACAUUGUUUGGAGAAUUUUCGCAUGGAUAAGCAUAUAUUUUACAAGUUAUGCGACAUAUUACAGGCAAGAGGCCUAUUACGUCACACACGAAUCGAAUCAAGAUUGAGGAGCAAUUAGCAAUAUUCAUGUUCAUAAUUGGCCAUAAUCUACGAACUCGUGCAGUUCAAGAGCUAUUCAGAUACUCAGGAGAAACCAUCAGUCGCCAUUUCAACAAUGUUCUUAAUGCAAUUAUGGGUAUCUCAUUAGAUUUCUUUCAGGGUCCGGGGCCUGAUGUUCCACCAGAAGUCCUAGAAGAUCCCAGAUUUUAUCCUUACUUUAAGGAUUGUGUUGGAGCGGUUGAUGGUAUACACAUCCCGGUGAUGGUGGGUGUGGAUGAGCGAGGACCUUUCCGUAACAAAAAUGGUUUCCUUUCACAAAUUGUUUUGGCAUCGUGCUCAUUCGAUUUGAAGUUCCAUUAUGUUCUAGCUGGUUGGGAAGGCUCAGCAGCAGAUUUACGAGUUCUAAAUUCAGCUCUCACAAGGCGUAACAAACUGCAGGUAAAUACUACCUGGUGGGCACCAAAUAUGCGAAUAUCCCAGGCUUUAUUGCUCCGUAUGAUGGUGUUCCCUACGGCCUAAUUGAAUUUGGCGGUAGCCUACAUCCACAGGAUGCCAAAGAGCUAUUCAAUCAUCGACACUCAUUGCUACGCAGCGCUACCAAUUGCACGUUCGGGGCAUUGAAGGCACGGUUCCCAAUCUUGAUGUGCUCUCCUCCUUACCCGUUACUGACGCAAAUGAAGUCAGUCGUAGCGGCAUGUGCUAUACAUAAUUACAUUCGUAAGGAGAAACCAGACGAUUGGAUUUUCAGAAUGUAUGAACAAGAAGCUGAGCUUGAAAUGGAAGAUCCAAUGCCACUGUUAGAAAUUGAACAACAGUCUAUGCUGAAUGACGAGAGCCAAUUUUUGGAUCUUCCUUUUGGAGAAGAAGAACUGGAAUGUGUUUCGCAGUUGCGUGAUUCUAUUGCAGUUGCGAUAUGGAACGACUAUAUUCGUGAAUAAAUUUUAGUUUGUGUGUGAGUGAUUUUCUGACCACAUUGCCCGCUUAGUAAUCAGCUG
Molecule: messenger RNA, 1160 nt
Organism: Camellia sinensis
Lineage: Eukaryota; Viridiplantae; Streptophyta; Magnoliopsida; Ericales; Theaceae
Source: RefSeq, a predicted model, not a curated record